AUGGCACUUGUAAAAUAUCAUGAAACACUUUAUGAAUCUCUAAACUGUGCUGAAGAUCAAGCAGUAAAGGAAAAACUUGAUAAAAUAAAAAAAAAUCUCAGUGAAGAAACAAUUCAGAAAGAUUGGAUAACAUGGACUGAAGAGAGAAAAGCUGUUGAGAUCUGUCAUUCAAUAAUUCAAACAAAUGCGAAUAUUCAAGGAAAAUUCAAUUCAUUAGUACAAAAGGAGAAAAGAAUUUCUGAUGAUGAGGGAGAAGAAUCUCAUGAUGAGGAGGAUGUGGAGGCAAAUUCAAUUAAAAAAAUUAAAUCAAUAGUAGCAGCAACAACACCCUCAUCAUCUCAAAUAGAAACAAGAACAAGAAUAACUGUUUUAGAAGAAGAUACUGCUGAAAAUGGUGUUGAUAGAAUUGAUCAGGUUUGUCAAAACUCCAAAAGAAUAAAAUUAAAUAAUGAAGAGAUAUGUACCUCUGACAUCAAUUAUUCAGCAGAUGAACCAGCAUAUUUUAGGAUCAUAGAUUUAAGUGGAGAAGACAUUGGGUUCAAAAAAAUAUUCACUGAAAUUGAAUGGUCUGAAAUAAUACAAGAUUUAAAAACAAUUGCUUUCAACCUUGAACGACUUCCAAAUUCAGUGAGUGAAGGAUAUUUCUCUAGUUCAUUCACAAAUAUGUUGACCAAAGGUAUCUUGACUUAUGCGCAUGGUUUAUCAUAUGAUGAAGGUGAGACACAAAGCUUAGCAUCAACAUUAGUAAAAAAUUUGGAUCAGGACCCCACUAGCAGAAGCAUCAUAGGUCAAGAAUGUGACUGUUGUGUUCAUAAGGGUGGUUUUGAAUAUGUAACUGGACUGAGGUCUGGAGGGCUACCUGAGGCAGCCAAAUCAAAAAAAUGGGGGGAUAAGGUUGACCUUGCUGUUACAAUGAGAGAUGUUUUACUAAAAGAAGGACUUGAAAACAAUGGAGUUGAUGCAGAGAACUUUAGGAAAAUUUUUACUCUGGGAAUGCAUAGUUAUGGAUACAAAUACAAUGUUUAUGGAAUUGACUGGAAAGCCAAGAACCUUUGGCAGUUUGGACUACUUCAAGAAACAAAUUUACCACAAAUUAUCAACCAAUUUCCAAUGAUUGAAAAGACCAUCACUUUGUUGUUGAGGGUUGAG
Messenger RNA from Entrophospora sp. SA101, 1149 nucleotides. The record is from the annotation of a GenBank genome assembly. Lineage: Eukaryota; Fungi; Glomeromycota; Glomeromycetes; Entrophosporales; Entrophosporaceae.